This is a messenger RNA of Gastrolobium bilobum, 1035 nucleotides long. RefSeq names its product probable glycosyltransferase At5g20260. The coding region runs from base 25 to 1035 and encodes 336 amino acids. Gene Ontology annotation, molecular function: glycosyltransferase activity. The transcript has 2 exons. Lineage: Eukaryota; Viridiplantae; Streptophyta; Magnoliopsida; Fabales; Fabaceae. The record is from RefSeq and is a predicted model, not a curated record.
AAAUUGUGCAGAAGUCACAUAGAGAUGCUGAAGAGAUUCAAAGUGUGGACAUACAAAGAAGGUGAACCACCGUUAGUCCAUGAUGGGCCCAUGAAUUCAAUUUAUGGAAUUGAGGGACAUUUCAUGGCUGAAAUCGAUAACGGAGUGAGUCCAUUUUCGGCCCGGCAUCCAGACGAGGCCCAUGUCUUAAUGCUACCCAUAAGCGUGACCAACAUCGUGAAGUUCCUAUACCAUCCUCUCACCACCUACUCUCGGGAUCAACUGUUGCGGAUCACCAUUGAUUAUGCCAGCAUCAUAGCCCGCAGGUACCCAUACUGGAAUAGAAGCCAAGGAGCUGAUCAUUUCCUAGCCUCUUGUCAUGACUGGGCACCAGAUAUCUCAAGAGAGGAAUCAGGCAAAGAGAUUUUCAAGAAUUUAAUAAGAGUGUUAUGCAAUGCCAACACAUCCGAAGGGUUUGAUCCUGAAAGAGACGUCUCAAUACCUGAAAUGAACUUGCAAGGUUACAAGUUGAGCUCACCAGUUCCUGGCCAAGAACCCCAUCAUCGUUCUAUACUUGCUUUCUUCGCUGGAGGGGCACAUGGCAGAAUAAGGAAGAUAUUGUUAGAGCACUGGAAGAACAAAGAUGAAGAAGUUCAAGUUCAUGAGUAUCUUCCCAAAGGCCUUGACUAUCACGGCCUCAUGGGACAAAGCAAGUUUUGCUUGUGCCCAAGUGGCUACGAAGUGGCAAGUCCUAGAUUGGUGGAGUCUAUCAACUCAGGUUGUGUCCCUGUGAUUGUUUCUGAUUACUAUCAACUUCCCUUCAGUGAUGUUCUUGAUUGGACCAAAUUUUCUUUGCAUGUUCCAUCAGAGAGGAUAGCUGAGAUCAAGACAAUACUGAAAAGUGUUCCACAUGCCAAAUACUUGAAAUUGCGUGAGAGAGUAAUCAAAGUUCAAAGACAUUUUGUGCUGAAUCGACCGGCUAAACCGUUUGAUGUGUUUCAUAUGAUUCUUCAUUCGAUAUGGCUUAGAAGGCUCAAUAUAAGGCUACCCCUUUGA